UUGCGUUCUGUUGCUUCCUUACUGCUUGCCUUUAGCAUGGCCAUGAAAAAUAGACCGUGUAAACUAAUGAAAGAUCCGUAAUUCGUUCUAAAAUGGUUAGACGAUCACGAAGAUUAAUUUGACGAGUGCUAGUUUAUAUGAGCUACCGGACAUUGACAUCUAGAAAGAUGUUGUUAAACAAGCAGGUGGACCGUAUAUACAUAGAGAGCCUUUUUAUCUUUUGUAUGUCGAGUGUCAUAAAAUGCUAUAGCGUACCAUGUACGUUCAACACCAUGUGUAUGUGUUGGAUUCAAGACGAUGAAGAUUUCACGAAGAUGGAUAUCAAUUGCAUAGGAAUACCAUUUGCCAGAUUUCCAGAUGUCUCCGUAAGUUACGUGGCUCAGUUGGAUGUAGUUGGAUCUGGGAUCCAGGCGUUGGACAACGACGCGCUCACGAGUUCAGUUGGUGUCGAAGCUUUGGGAUUAAUGAGCAAUCGAUUGUCCAACAUUGGUGAUAAAUCCUUUUCAGGUAUUGCGGAUAGUUUACGUUCACUGGAUCUCAGCUACAAUGCCUUGGAGGACGUGCCAUUUAAGGUCUUUCGCGAUCUAAAGAAACUAAACUGGCUCAACAUGCACAGUAAUCAUUUAACAUCGCUGGAUGGUGACUGGGGACACUCGAAGGAUGCACUAACAAACGCCUUCUUCGGAGAUAAUUCAAUCAUCGAGAUACCAAAAAUAUUCAACACGUUCGAAUCUCUAGCUUGGUUGAAUCUCGACAACAAUAACAUCGAGGAACUAUUGGAAGACAGUCUACCUCCCAAUAUACACACUCUAAGUCUCAAUAGCAACCUUUUAAAAUCCUUUCCAUCCUCCUUGAAAUCCUUAAAACAUCUCACGUGGUUGUAUCUGAGAGGCAACGACUUUAAAAGCCUUGAACUGCCCGAUUUCCAAAGUUCAAAUUUAGAACUAGUCGACGUCAGCGAAAAUUGCAUCGAAUGGAUUGGUACACUAAGCCUGACCAACCGAACCUUGAAGAUUAAAGAUUUCAAUCUGGACAGCAAUAAGUUGACAUCGUUAACUACUGGUAUUUUUGAUGGUCUCGAGACUAAAAGGAUUCACUUGUCCUCGAAUUCGAUCAAGAACGUUGACGAUGAUGCUUUCCGAGGGCUUGAGGAUAUGCUGGAAUAUCUGAACCUGGAGAAUAACGAUCUUUCCAGUGUUCCUACAGCAGUUAGUCGAUUGAAGAAAUUAUCGUACCUGUAUCUUGCUAAUAACGAUAUAAGGAACAUAUCUGGCGAUGCAUUUUAUGAGUUUGCAGAGAAUUUGCGGGCUCUUUCAUUGGCUACGAACAGCUUGGAUGCGGUGCCAGUUGCGGCUGUAACCAGGUGUCAGAGGUUACUCCAUCUUAAUCUCGGCUACAACAAAAUCUCUUAUAUUCAGCCGGGUGACUUCGAAUGGGCAGAGGAUCUUGAAAUUCUCUUGCUUAGAAACAAUAUCUUGACGAAACUGAAAGACGAAACGUUCAAAGGAGCAAGGAAACUGAAGGAGCUCAGUUUGUCUUUCAACCACUUAACGGAGCUCGACGACGAUUGCUUCGUUGGUAUCGAGGAGAGUCUCGACAUUCUCGAGUUGAGCUUCGCUUUCGCGACCGACGUGUUCCCUCAACGAGCACUCAGGCCCCUUUCGAAUUUACUGUGGCUCGUUUUGGAUAACAACAACUUUCAGACAAUCGAGGCGACCGCGUUCUAUUCCUUCCAGCGAUUACGCUACAUCAACCUGGAAUCGAAUCGACUUCACUAUCUGCCUGAACGAAUAUUUCUGUCCAGCGUCCAUCCCGAGCUUCGCGAUGUGAAGCUCGGUUACAAUUUCCUGGAAGCCAUUCCAGACUUCAGCUUUCACAAUCUGACCGAAUUGAGAUCGCUGGAUCUGACCGGGAAUAGAAUAAAGAUUCUUAAUUCCGAUUCCAUUAUGGAUUGCCCGGAAUUGGUGACGCUAUCGUUGGCUUACAAUCGGAUCACUAAAAUGGAGAAGAAUGCAUUUUACGGUCUGCCUAGCUUGCGUUUUCUUCAUUUGGAGUUUAACAAAUUGGUGAUGCUAGAUCUGGACGCGAUCGCGGAUAUCGGCGGACCAGAUUUUGCUCUCAACGUUUCAUAUAAUGCGAUUUCGACCAUAAAUUCUGGAAGCUUCACGAAUAAUUUGACGAGAUUGGAUUUGAGUUUCAAUAACAUCAGUCAUUUGCCAGCGGACACGUUUUAUGGAACACCGGAGUUGAAAAGUUUGGAUCUGCAGAGUAAUUUCAUCGUUGUUCUUGAAUCAGGCACCUUUACGCUGAGACACUUGGAAACGCUAAAUCUGCGAAACAACAAGAUAGAAAGCUUACGGAAACAAUCUUUCCACGGUUUAGAAUUACUGCAACAGUUAGAUUUAAGUGGAAAUCAGAUUACUCAACUAUCCACCGAGCAAUUCCGUAAUCUAAAGAAUUUACGAAUCCUGAAUUUGUCUGGGAAUAAAAUAAGAUCCCUACCAAGAGACGUUUUCGAAGGGACAAAAUUGGAGAUUCUUGACCUAAGUAAGAAUAAGUUCACCGUGGUACCAUCGCCAUCUUUUCUCGAGGUUGGCUAUACCUUACGGGAUCUUAAUUUAGCGGACAAUUUUGUGGAUCAUCUAGACUCUACUGCUUUUCCAACUUCGCAAUUGGUUUCUUUAAAUUUGGCGCAUAACAGGCUAACCAUCCUGCCAGACAAUUCGUUUGUUUCUUUGGGAAAACUUCUAAGCCUCAAUGUAUCUCAAAAUAUUCUUCAAGCGAAUUUUAAGGAACUCUUUCAUUACUUGCCUGGGUUAAGGCAGCUGUAUUUGGCUAAUUGCGGUCUUAGAGACAUACCUCUUCUUCCACUGACGAAUUUAAACGUCUUAGAUCUGUCUUUUAAUCAUAUACACUCGACGUCUGACAAGCAGUUCCAGUAUUUGAAGGAUUUGAAGAUCCUGUGGUUGGUGAAUGAUUCGUUGAUUUCUAUGCCCAAUGUGAAAUUAAGUCUCUUGAGAGAACUUGAUGUGUCUGGCAAUCCAAUAGAGGAACUGACGAAAGAGAGUUUCCUGGGCUACCCAAGAUUGGAGAAACUGAAUCUAAGAAACCUGAAUAAAACCAGAUCGGUGGACAAAGAUUGCCUUCGCGUCUUAAAAUAUCUGAAACAUCUUCGGAUUCAAACGUGGCCUGAAGCGGACGGAUUUCAUCUCCGACACCUGUUAACUGGAUUACCAUUAAGAACCGUGGAGAUUCAAGUAACAGAACAUUUGCUGAAACAUCAGAUACAAAACGCUUUCACAAAGCAGCUGAGAGAAUUGACUAUUUCGGGAAGUGAUCUCGAGGUAAUUUCUUCAGAAGCGUUCUCCACUAUCGAAGGUGGUGAAUUGAUAUUAAGGAUCAGGGAUACUCGAGUCCGGAGACUGCAGUCGGAUAUGUUUCUUUCUUUGACGAAGAGACUCUCCCAAUUGACUUUGGACUUGAGGAACAAUCAUAUCAACGAACUUAGUCCUUCGGUUAUUUAUGGGAAUCUUUCGUGGGAGAGCGUUGGCACCAAUAUGGUUGCUGGCGGUUUACAGGUAUCUGGAAAUCCUCUUGAAUGCGAUUGCGAGAUCGCCUGGCUCAGCUUAUGGUUACGAAGAUGGCUACGAGAGUCUCGUCAAAUCCAUACAGCUUCUCAAUCGGAUGCUCGACAGCUGAGAACGAUCGCUGGGAGAGCCGUCUGUACCGAAACCACACCGUCAUAUUCAUCUGACAAAGUUUUGUUAACUUUAGGGACCCCUCACACUGCCUGUCAAGCCUCUGCUCUUAGCUCUGGUAACUACGAAAGACUAGCUACCACUUGGCUGGCUAUAGUGGACAUCAUUCUCCUAACGAUAAUCGCGCCUACUGAAUCGUUUAUUUUAUAUUAAAACGAAGAGAUCAUUAUGGUUUUACCAUCUCCCACAUAUUUUUUAUUUCAACAUGUACAUCAUAAGGCAAUUAAAUAUAUUUAAUUCCUAUAUUUAUUUAAAUAUAGGAAUUAAAAUAUAGUUUUUUCAUAGUGGUUUUCGAAUGAUUUAAAAUCAUUGUCUUCAAUGAUAAUUACAGAGGAGAAAUUUAUGAGUGGCAAAGUGUUAAAUUUGUAUUUACAAAAAUGUGUAAAUAUGUUGCCUUAAAUAAUUUGAUUUAAUUUAAUAGCGUCGAUGAGACUUAAAUAUUAAUGUAAGAAAAGUAUGCGCACAAAUGAUGUUACCUUUACUAGUGGUAAGUUUAAUACUAGCUGUUUGUUUAACAUGUUACUAUUUAUGUUUGAAAAAUAAAGGAUUUUUAUAGUAAGACUUUA
Bombus pascuorum is the source of this 4324-nucleotide messenger RNA. RefSeq names its product chaoptin-like. The coding region runs from base 138 to 3911 and encodes 1257 amino acids. Lineage: Eukaryota; Metazoa; Arthropoda; Insecta; Hymenoptera; Apidae. Gene Ontology annotation, molecular function: protein binding. The transcript is spliced from 10 exons. The record is from RefSeq and is a predicted model, not a curated record.